AUGGGUUUUCUAUCGAAGCGCACAAAGACCAAGACGCGGCGGUAUCUCCGCGACAUGGACCAGAUCCAAGCCGAUCUGAAGUCUCCGCGGCAUCUGGCGCAGCACAAGGAGUCCAAGCCAGCCGAGGACCUGCCGGGGCUCGGGCUGUACUACUGCGUCGAGUGCGCCAAGUGGUUCGAGACGGAUAUCAGCUUGCUGACGCACCGCAAGGGCAAGCCCCAUAAGCGCAACCUCAAGGCACUGCGCGAGGGUCCUUUCACGCACGAAGAGGCCGCGGUAGUCCUCCGGACAGACAACGGGCCAGUCAGAAUGUCAGAAAAAUCGCAGGAGAUUGAGAUGGAGACGUAA
Messenger RNA from Lasiosphaeria miniovina, 348 nucleotides. RefSeq lists its product as uncharacterized. The coding region runs from base 1 to 348 and encodes 115 amino acids. The record is from RefSeq and is a predicted model, not a curated record. The transcript has 3 exons. Lineage: Eukaryota; Fungi; Ascomycota; Sordariomycetes; Sordariales; Lasiosphaeriaceae. Gene Ontology annotation, molecular function: zinc ion binding; nucleic acid binding.